This is a messenger RNA of Lingula anatina, 4258 nucleotides long. RefSeq names its product erythroid differentiation-related factor 1. The record is from RefSeq and is a predicted model, not a curated record. Gene Ontology annotation, molecular function: protein binding. Gene Ontology annotation, biological process: positive regulation of DNA-templated transcription. NCBI's taxonomy places the organism in Eukaryota, Metazoa, Brachiopoda, Lingulata, Lingulida, Lingulidae.
CACAGACUUUCUGGAAGAUUCAUGAUGAUGCAGUGUUCAUGAAUAGACACCAUAAACCACAGAAAAAUGUCCGAAACAGACAACGGAUACACUGCUUUCAAGGACACGGAGGUGAAGUCCACAGCAGUGGUGAAAUAUUGCCGCUAUGAAACACCUGCCACAUACAUGCAGCUGCAAAAGAACACAGACCUGAAGGAACCACCUUCCAACUGGCUUCGUGGGGGCUCAGAGGAAGAGUGUUACGUGAAAGACAUGCAAGGGGGGAAGAGGAGCGAGUUCUCUAGUAUCAAAAUGGCACAUCGCUCUCCAGACCUGGUGGAUGAACUGGAUGUCAUCUCUGACUCUGAAAACAUCAAGAAGCUACUGAAGCUCCCGUACAGCAAGGGUCAUGUGAGCAUGAUGGUACACAGGGUGGGAAAAACUUUACUCCUAGAUGACUUUGAUGUGCACAGACAUCUUCUUAGGCAGCAAGAGGAGGAUUGGGAAUGGAUGAGAAAAUUCUACUGUGAAACUGUGGAACAGAAUAAGGCUGAAAAGGAAAGAGUUUGCUUGAGGAAAAACAAUAGUAGGAAUUUUCUUCAGAAUAGGAAUAUGUUUUCAAAAUUCCUUUAUUAUAGUAUACAGGAUAAUAGUGGUCAUAGCAGUGAAGGGGGGAAGGAAAGCAAGCAAUUGCUGCCAGAAUCUGAACAAGAGCCAAGAAAUGGAGAAUUUCAGCGCACUGUCAUCUGGAAUUUUGAGGACAUUCGUAUGCUCAUUGGAACAGAUCUUCCCAUCUUUGGAGGUGAAGCUAGACCAUGUGUUAGUUUAAGACUAAGAGAUACCAGUAAACCCAUCAAUGUGCUGACAGGGAUAGACUAUUGGUUGGACAACUUGAUGUGUAACGUACCAGAGCUGGCCAUGUGUUAUCAUCUUGAUGGUAUUGUACAGAAAUAUGAGCUGUUUAAGACUGAAGAAAUCCCAAACCUAGAGAGUUCCAAAUUCUCCCCUACAGUGGUGAAGGACAUAGCCCAGAAUAUCCUUUCAUUCCUCAAGUCUAAUGCAACAAAAGAGGGACAUACCUAUUGGCUUUUUAAAGAGACUGACAAUGAUGUAGUUAAGUUGUACGACCUGACAACAUUAUGUGCAGAUGACAUGAAUGAUAAAAUGGACAAUCCAUUCACUGUUCCUGUUGGUAUGUUGCUAUAUAAGGUGGCAUAUAACAUGUGGCAAAGUAGUGGAAGGAAGAAGUCGGGGACAAUUAGAACCUUGCUGAAGAAUGCAUUGAAAUUGUUAGACAGGGACAAGUUCUCACAGGUGACUGCAUCAGCUUACUUCAUCCUGUGUGAUUUGUUUGUGAAUGAAGAGUUCCUGUCCUCUGUACAGGAGCAGAAUCUGGUCUCCAGUGAUGAGUCUGACUGUGAGGAGGAACAACAGCCACAUGGCUGGGUAGAAGAUGAAGAUGAUGAUGAAGAAAAGACUGUGAAGGCACAAACAUCAGUGGCAGUGAAGACCUUAAGAUUGCCAGAGAAGGAGAAGAAUGAUGUCAAUGAAGUGUUGCGGUUCCCACCAGUCUGUGGAAAUGUAGAAGACAGGUGCUUGGAGGGGCUGAAGUUUAUUGCUGAGGGUUUAAAAUGUAUAGACAGUGAAGUUAAAGAAAUAAAAAAGCGACGAGAGAUGCAAGAGCAUGGUAUGGCUCCCAAAACCUGCAACCCAUAUCAAGCCAUACCACUGCACUAUCAGCCAAUAAGUGAACUCGAUCUCAAACCUGACUUUGUUCAUGAAGACAAAGAGAAUGAUGAUUCUUUCGCCAGUUCAGAGUCAAGAGAAAGAAGUGACAGCUUAGUUUUAUUGAAAAAAGACAAAGUAAAAGUGACAGUUUCCCCAGGAACAUGGCAUUACAACUCGAAAGUUUUACUUCUGAGAAAAGGGGUACUGGCAUACUACAGUAUAGCUGAUGCUAAAAACUCUUUAUUUAAGUAUGGUCAAGCACUGAAGUAUGUUAGACUGGCUUUACUUUGUUUUGAUGCCAUGCGCACACUGUGUCCACAGAAGGGUCAGGAGAGUGACCCCCUAUUGGAGAUGAUGUACAGUUUGACAGGUGACAUCAGGCUGAUGCUGACACAGAAUGUCAACCAGUUACAAGUCUAUGAAGAAGCAUACAGAUAUAUGUCAGAGUAUGAUUCUGUGAUUUUGGAAAGUGUCAGUUUAGAGCUGCAAGAGUUUAGUUUUGAGUGGGCGUGUCAGUUCAGUUCUGGCACAGAGAAGAAUUUAACAGAUGCUCUGCACUGUUAUCAGCUGGCAUUAGAGAUUUCCCAAAGAUACAAUAAUACAGAGAAACAGGAAAGUCUGAUCAAGCGGCAGGGGAAUGUGAGGAAUGAACUUGGUGUCCUGUAUAUGAACCAGGCAGCAGUUUUAACAAAUGAAGCAAGUUUUGAAGGACCAUCGAAGCAAGUUGAAGACCUCUGGAAAACCAGCCAGACCUGCUUUGAACGGGGCAUCAUGCUGUUUGAUAGUGUCAGUGAUGAGGCAAACAUUGCACUUCUCACUUCUAAUAUAGGCCGUUUAAUGCGACUGUGUGCUCAGGCCUUUGUGCAAUAUGUCGAUGGUGGACAGCGCAGAGAGUUCAGUGCUCAAGAGAGAGUUUAUUAUAGCAAAGCCUGUGAUUUCUACAAGAAAGCCCUGAGUAUCAUCAGCAGUAGGUCAAAGAAUCCCACCAUCUGGGACUCUGUGAGCUGGGAGUUAUCUAGUACUUACUUUGCCAUGGCCUCCUUACUGCAGGAUUACGCUCCCCUGUCUACACAGGCCCAGGAACAGAUUGAGAAGGAUGUUACAAAUCUCAUGGUAAAAACUCUGAAAUAUUGUGAUGUGGAGACUGCUUCCCCCAGACAAGCAGCCUGCCAGUACAGGGCAGCCACCAUCCACCACAGGCUGGCCUCCCUGUACCACAAUGCCUACAGGAACCAGUUAGCAGAGCAAAAAAAGAAGCACCUGCGUACCCUGGCAGAGCUGCACUAUGAGAAAGCUAGCCAUUUCUUUAAGCUAGUGGACAGCUGGUCUGAACAGCUCCGUGUGCAGCUAGAGAGGGUAGCCAUGUGCGAGUUUCAGUUUAAUGGACAAACUAGUGUGCCAGCUAAAAUCAAGACUCUAACUGUUGCUCUGGAUCACAUUCUCCACUGUGUGGAGCCACUGUCUGGCAUUGAGAGACAUAUCACUGAUCAGGAAGAGGCAGACGACUUUCAGGGAUAUGUUGAUGAGUGCCAAAAGUUAUUGUCAAUCCUUUCCUCAAGACUCCACUUUGUUUUGCUCAAUAUUGUGAAACUGCAGAAAUCACAGAAUAAGAAAAGCAAGCAGCAGCAUGUGGAUGUGUACAAGCAGUUAUAUGCCAAGAGCCUCCAGGUGGAGGAAUCCGUGGAUUCUGAAGGCAGACCCUUGCUGGACAGGUGUCAGAACACACUGAAGGUGUUGAGGGACUUGGUGCAAUUACAACACAGCAUAGCCAGGGAUACAGACUUAUGAAUACUAGUACAUAAUUGAUUGCAUAUGUGAAUCUGUGAUUGAGACAAUGGUGAAUACCAUUAGUUAUUUUAUUUUGAGAAAAAUUGAGGAUAUCGAUAUUGCGGUUCAUUAAAAGACCAUAGUACUGUGUAGUGCCAUACAGUGAUGCAUUAUGAAAGUUGUCAUUGCAUAUUGGAACUUUUGAAGAUUUGAAACCAAUCAAUAAAGUAUUUUGCAAAUUGAGUAAACUUUUAAAUGUCAUUAAAGGUUUUAUUUUGGAUAUUUAAGGUGAAAAUGCAACUUAGUGCAAUGUGCGUGAUUUUGUUUUACAAACAAUUUUUUUUUGUUUUUAAUGUUUGUUGAAAGUAGCAGUUUGCUCAAUUACAUUGGACAAAUGCCUUCAUUCAUAUAAAUUGACAGUCACAAUAAACAUUUUAAACAGGCUGGGCUUGUUGACUGCUGUUAAGUUAUGUGAAAAGCCUUAUAUAUGUUUAAUAGGCUAGUAAAGAUAGAUUUAAGAGUAAACUGUAGAAAAGUGAUGACAAACACAGUAAAUCUAUGAUUUAGCUAUCUCUGGGUACCUAAUGAAACUUUUGAGGGCCUAAAUAUUAUUUAAACGAUAAAUUCUAGUCAUUUGCAGCCAUUUGAGAUCUUCAAGGGUUUACAAAAAAGAGAAGGCAGAGGUUGUCAACAGGGUGCAAGAUCUCCACUCACACCUGAACUUGCUAAACACCAAUACCGUUUUUUCUGUAAUAAAGAUCCCUGCUAAUGACGUAUACUGCCA